Molecule: messenger RNA, 15767 nt
Organism: Lymnaea stagnalis (great pond snail)
Lineage: Eukaryota; Metazoa; Mollusca; Gastropoda; Lymnaeidae
Source: the annotation of a GenBank genome assembly
CAGGUACGCUGACGACGCAGUCAAACACCUUUCACCGGGUUUUGAAAGAAAAAGAAAAAAUUAAUUGUAUUUUAUACAAUGUGUACACGCAAUGAAUGGAUGGGAGCAUUUAGAAACGUGAAUUCGGGUUGGAUAGAGCAGGUUGGAUAGAUAGAGCAGGUUGAAUAGAGCAGAUUGGAUAGAGCAGGUUGUUGUGUUUUACAAUCUCAGGUGUUCUGUACUGAAAUUACUUGAGGGAUGAGAGUAAACAGACGGUAAGAGAUUAUUAUUUUCUUCUUUUUUUUUUAAUCUGCAAUGUUUGCUGUUUAUUUUUAAAUUUGAAAUGUUAGGGUUUUAAGUUAAAAUCAGAAAUGUUUGGUGUUUCUUUUUUUUCCACGGGUCAUGUUUGGGGGGGUGGGUUGUAAAGGGUCCGUACAUAUAAGGCUCCGGUUUGGGGGACGGCCUUGAGAUGGUCUAAGAAAGUUUGAUAGUUUGUUAUUUUUAUUUUUAUUUUUUUUUGGUGGUAAAGAUCAUACGACAUGUCACCCAUCUUUUUAAAUCGUACAUGUCUAUGAUUUUUGUUUGUAAAAAGUGACAGUGAUGUUUGUAACUUUAUCUUGUGUUGGACGCCCUUUGACAGACGAUGUCACCAGCUGUCAUUUUUUUUUUAAAAUAAAUUUAUUAGUGAAGUUUGUCUUGGAUUAAAUUUUAAUUGUUUUUGUUUAAUUUUUUAAACAAUUAUUUUUCCGCCUGAAAGUGUGACGUACUUAAGCAAGAUGGAGUGGGGGGGGGGCGGGGGGGGCGUUGGGGAGGGUUAACAAUUUGUGACAGACUGUGACCUUAGGAGGAGGUCUAAAAAUCCAAAAAUCCCCACCAAAAAAAAAAAAAUAUAAAAAAAAAUAGUAGUCGCUCCCUGAAAAUCUGUUUGUACCCGAUCGCGACCCAUUUUUUUUUUUUUUUGGAUACCCCGAUGUUCACUUGGGAAGGGGGGGGGUGGGCAGGAGGGAUUCAUCUCUGUAUUAAUGUCCGCUGACGGCUCUUCAAAAAGGCCCGAAUAUGUCAAUGAACCAUGGGCGUAGGACGUGGUCGGACGGAGGCUGGGGAGAUGGGGGGCGACGUUACUACCCGGGUGAAACUUACUUAAGGGAGAAUUUUUUAAGUCUACUUUAUGUACUAUACUUAUCGCAUGGCUUUAAUUUUUGACGCAUAUUCUGUAGGGUUGGAGGGCCGCCGCCAAAUGAAGAGCCAACCCCGACGUGCGCAGCAGUCUUUAGUCUCACCACUGAGUACACCCAAACGGUGUUAAUCGAGCAAUUUUAUUAUAUUUAUUAUUAUAUGAACUCAUGCCUGGGAGGUGGAGCAGAGCAUGUUGUAUUUUAUUAUUUAUAUAUAUAUAUAUAAUAUAUAUAUAUAUAUAUAUAUAUACAUACAUAUAUGUAUAUAUAUAUAUAUAUCUUUACACAUAGUGUAGAUUUACAUAAACCAUCACACUUAGAAUUUAGAUUUACAAGAAACCAACACAGUGUAGAUUGACAUAAAUCAUCACACAAAGAGUGUACAUUGACAUAAAUCAUCACACAAAGAGUGUAGAUUGACAUAAAUCAUCACACAAAGAGUGUAUAUUGACAUAAAUCAUCACACAAAGAGUGUACAUUGACAUAAAUCAAUCACACAAAGAGUGUAGAUUGACAUAAAUCCCCCACACAACUAAGUGUCCAUUUUACAUAGACCACCUCACAACGUUAAAAUUAGGUAUAAUCACAGUGUGUGUAAGCUAAAAAUGAAAAAAAUAAUAAAUCAACCUCGCUGAUUUCUAAUUCUACUGAUGUCGGGGUCACGGUGGACGCGGCCUCUCUAACACAGCAAAGUACCGCAGGUUUCCGAAUGUUUGCAUUUCUUGCUGGGAUCUUCUUUUUUUGUUUGUAUAGGGGAAUCCGGGUGGAUCAAGUGACAAUCUUAUGUGACCUUUCCCCGUUUCAAAUCCGCCAUGUAAAAUCUAACAGCCCCUGAGAACAAAGCUGUUCGUAUUAAUCCUUUGUGUGCGUUUUUUUUAAAUUAUUAUUUCAUUUCGUAUCAACAUUCUAAUGUGGCAGCCACUUUUACACCGCAAAUCAGCUAUUUCAGAAAAGAAAAAGAAGGGAAAAAAGUGACUAUUUCGCACCAAAAGCACGUGCGAUAUUUUUACGAAUUUCAUUUAGCGCAGUUAUCGGGAAUUCCAUUUCGUGAAAUCAGUGUCAUAAUAUUUCCGCCAUCUGCCCUUAAAAAAAACAAACAAAACAAAAAACAGAUUUUUGAGGGUGGGGCUGGAGAUCCAGAAUUGAAAUAAUGUGGUGUAGUUGGAAACGAGUCUGAGUUCCAAGUUUCAGUUGGUUGGAAGUGGGCCAAUGAGCCGUCCGAAGAUUUUUUUCCAACCAGCCACCCCCACCCACCCAGGCACGAAAAAAAAUAAAAGAAAUCGAAGUUAAAAUUGCUUUUCAUUAUUGGGUAAAACAACAAAUGAAAAAUGAAAAAAAAAAAAAUAUGUGUUGUACCGUAAAGUAGAACAAUUCAAUACAAUUUUAGCGUGCAAAAUAUUCAAUGUCAUGAUUGCCUUGUCGUAACGCCUCCAAUUAUUUGUAACAUUUAAACGUGUGUCUUUUUUUUUUUACAGUCUCGCAACGCCCCCUUGUGGAGCGUUAGUGUUUUGUUUGCGCACGUGACAUUUUAAGCUCUCUCUCUCUCUCUCGUGCCGUGUUCACGCUGGGGGAACAACGUGUCGCGUUGACAUUGUCGCUCAAAUUAUCACGGUUAAAAAAAAAAGCCCCAAAAAAACAACAAAUCAAAUAAAAAGAAAAAGAAUGCAUGUCUGGUGGAGAUAAUAACUUUUUUUAAAAAUUAACACAAAUUAAACAUAUUUAACUUUCGUCUCAAUUCGGUACGAAUCCUUUUGGGCUACACUUCUGCACAGUCCUUUUUUUUUUUUUUUUCAAAAUUUCUUUUUAGAAAAAAAAAAUUUUCUACUUUUUUUCGCGUUUUUAACUUUUUCUAUUUUUUUUUUUUUUUUUUUUCUCAAUUCGGUACGAAUCCUUUUGGGCUACACUUCUGCACAGUCCUUUUUUUUUUUUUUUGCAAAAUUCAUUUUAAGAAAAAAAAAUUGUCUACUUCUUAGCGCGUUUUUAACUCUAUCUAUUUUUUUUUCUUUUUUAAUGAAUACUUUAAAAAAAGAAAAAAUUCAAAUGAAGAAGCGUUAAAAAAAAUCAACCUCCGUCGAGAUCUGUAGCAGCCAAGGGGGCGCAAUAGUGUAUUAUUUCAAACGUUAAACUACCAUUUAAAAAUGUAUAAUGUCAAUUAAAUUUGCCACCCUGCAGGGAAACACUUUUUGCGGCAUAUAUCUUGUUGACUUAAUGGUUUGUGGGGAGGGGGGGGGGCGGGGUAAAAUCAUUAUUUUAUGCACAGGUUAACUGCUGUUUUCUCACAUAUUUCCGGAGGAUGUCUACUACUCCCUCUCCCCCCCCCCCUUUUUCCGCCAACCCACCCCCCCCCCAACCUGUUCAUUAUUUCUGGGUAGGACACAAUGGGAAUGUAAGAAUGAUACCAACAAAAAAUAAUAAAAAUUACAAAAAAUCGGUAGAACCGUUGAACCGAGUCCAAGUGAGUUGCUUGUUAUUGCAACGCGAAGAAGAGCGAGCCGCUCGUUGACGACAGUCGAACCAAACCACAAAACCCCAACCAAUGGUAGAACUAUUGAGCCGAGUCCAAGUAAGUUGCUUGUUAUUGCAGCGCGAAGAAGAGCGAGCCGCUCGUUGACGACAGUCGAACCAAACCACAAAACCCCAACCAAUGGUAGAACCAUUGAGCCGAGUCCACAUGAGUUGUUUGUGUUAUUGCAACGCGAAGAAGAGCGAGCCGCUCGUUGACGACAGUCGAACCAAACCACAAAACCCCAACCAAUGGUAGAACCAUUGAACCGAGUCCACGUGAGUUGUUUGUGUUAUUGCAACGCUAAGAGGAGCGAGCCGCUCGUUGACGAGCAGUCGAACCAAACCACAAAACCCCAACCAAUGGUAGAACCAUUGAGCCGAGUCCACGUGAGUUGUUUGUGUUAUUGCAACGCUAAGAGGAGCGAGCCGCUUGCUGACGAGCAGUCAAACCAAACCACAAACCCAAACGACCCAGCCGUUCGUGGAAACAUAGAAAAGUGCAACUUUUUUUACGGUUGAGAGACUUGGUUCAGACGCCCGCGUGGAUCAUUUUCUUGGCGUGGUUGAGAGAUGUGAUUAUGCAUUGGACACAUUGGUAAGUUCUAAAAAAAAAUGUCCUUGCAUCUGAUCGGGGAAGACAACGGGGAACACAUGCAUAAUCUAUAUAUACAUAAGUAUUACGGAAGAGAGAAACGUACCAGUGCAUAUAUCGAUAAAGAUAUAGAUAUUGACUUAAUCUUGGACUUGUGUACGCACCUGAAGGAUGUUGUUGUAGAUCAAUUUUUUUUUUUAAAUAGUCGAGGGGUACUUGACAAUAAAUUCAUUGCGACGCCCACCUGGAGUAUGAGUGUAGGUAAGAGACUAGGUAUACAUAUCUAUUGGCUGGUACUUAAGACGCAUCUCAAACAAGACAAGCGUGACAUAUCAUGACACAUACGAACAAUACAUGUAGUCACUCACAAAGAUUAUGAGAGACACACGUCAGAAUUUGUAUGGUAAGUCACGCCGGUUAAAUGCGACUAACAUCAGAAUUUGUAUAGUUAGUCACGCAGGUCAAAGAGACAUGCACCCCCAAAUGACCACGCGCGGUAGAAAUUAGUGUUAAAACUAAAUAGAGCGCGGGAACCAGUGGUUCUCAAGUAAGAUAAAUUUAAUAUGUUUACGGAUUCAAUUGCGUUACCUAAAGGGUGCUGUUGAAUAUUAUCAGUAAAAUAAAUUUCUCUCUAUAUCAAACUGGAUUUAUAAACAAUAGUAAUAAAUAAGCGUUGCACGUAGAUUUAAAUGAAUUUUAUUUAUGGAACAGAUGAAGAAAUCACCAAAACAAAACAAAAAAAGCUCAAACAGUAAAAACAGCUUGGCGCAGCAAUCGACGUUGACUUACUUAGACUCAGACAUGCGUAAUGAGCAGACCAGCCCAGUGCAUUGAUUUAAAUAGCGGAGCUUGCCGGCAGAUAUUCACACACACAAUCACUGGAUACAGUUGGUCAAUCUGGUGAUAACAAAUUAAAUUAAAGUGCUAUUGGCUUUUAGACUCGAGGCUGUCAAACAGGACAAGUUUCAAAUUCUUUAAAUUAACUCCCCUCUUUUCGUGACUGGAUGGCUGGCCGAAAAAAAAAAACAUCUUCGGACGGCUAAUUGACUCACUUCCCGUUAACCUAUCGAACUUAAACUUAUCAUGUGGGCUCGAUUCCCAAUAACAACAGAUUCUGUCAAAUUUUCAAAAGUGACGCUCCGCAAGUAAUUAAAAAUCAUUUGAAUCUGGCGCACAAAUAACUGUCUGAGGUAUUUUUAGCAUCUAUUUGACGAUGGCAAUGGCUUUCUGGAUAAUGAAUCCUUUUGUGAAACUGGGGCGCUUGGAUCUGACAAGCAAAAGUUGCGCCCGGAGCAAAUACUGCAUAUAAAUGGCCCCUCCAGCCCCCCCCCUAUAAAAAGUGUAAAUCAGUAUAUAUAUUUUAUUAAAAGUUACGAUUUUUUGCCCCCCCCCCCCAAAAAAAAAAAAUCUCAAGACGGAACAUGGUGCCCAUUCCCCCACCACCCCCCCCUUCAACCCACACCCCAUAUUUAGCCCGGGAGGGUGUCAGGGCUGGAUGUCAGGUUUGGGUGUCAGGCCUGGAUGUCAGGUUUGGGGUGUCAGGGCUGGAUGUCAGUUUUGGGGUGUCAGGGCUGGAUGUCAGUUUUGGGGUGUCAGGGCUGGAUGUCAGUUUUGGGGUGUCAGGGCUGGAUGUCAGGGUUGGCUGUCACGACUGUUUGUCAGGGUUGGCUGCCAAGACUGUUUGUCAGGAUUGACUGUCAGGGAUUUUUGGCAGGGUUGGCUACCAGGGUUGGAUUUCAGGUUUAGUUGUCAGGGUUGGAUGAGUGGGUAAUUUAUAAAAAAAAAACUAUAAAAACAAUACCAUUCCAGAACUGGAUUUUAUGGUGGGCUGUGAGUGUGAGGGGUUGUGUGUGAGGGGUUAUGUGUGAGGGGUUAUGUUUGAGGGGUUGUGUGUGUGUGAGGGGUUGUGUAUGUGAGGGGUUGUGUGUGUGAGGGGUUGUGUGUGUGAAGGGUUGUGUGUGUGAGGGGUUGUGUGUGUGAGGGGUUGUGUGUGAGGGGUUUUGUGUGUGGGUUGUGUGUGUGAAGGGUUGUGUGUGUGAGGGGUUGUGUGUGUGAGGGGUUGUGUGUGAGGGGUUUUGUGUGUGAGGGGUUGUGUGUGUGAGGGGUUGUGUGUGUGAGGGGUUGUGUGUGUGAGGGGUUGUGUGUGUGAGGGGUUGUGUUUAUGAGGGGUUGUGUGUGUGAGGGGUUGUGGGAGUUAGUGGCGAGUUUGUGUUAGGUUUUGUAGGUUUGUGGUAUGUUUAUGGUGGCUUUGACUCAGUUAAAUUUACACAAUCUGUCACCCUAUAAACUCAGGUGAACAAGCAUUCCCCGUGUUGUAUAUUCUACAGUCAGCCGUUUACCUUUCUUCAUUGAAUAUUUGUCUUUAGCCAGGUCAAAGUGGCCAGCCCUUAUCUAUGUUACGGUCAAGGGAUUCCCAAAGUGUUGUCGUGGUCCCCUAGAGGAUUCGUGAUCCCUUAGAGAUAUCAUGAUCCACUAUAGGAUGUGUAGAGAUCCCCUGGAGAUGUCGUGAUCCCCUAGAGGAGUCUUUGUCCCCUAGAGCAGUGGUUAUCAACCUGUAUGGUCAGUCGAGCGACCCUUCCACAGGUGUCGCCUGAGACCAUCGGAAAACACACAAUUUAUGAAGUUGAAAAGAAAACGAUUUUUAUGUUUGGGAGGGUGAUCAACACAGCAUGAGGAACUGUGUUAAAGUGUCGCGGCCUGAGGAAGGUUUGAGAACCACUGCUUUAGAGGAUUCGCAAUCCCCAUGAGGUGUCGAGAUCCCCUAGAGCAGUCGCGAUCCUCUGGAGCAGGGUUUCUCAAUCUUCAUUGUGCCGCGACCCUUUAAUACAGCUCUUCAUGUUGUGGUGACCCCAACAUAAAAUAAUGUAGAUGUCUUGUGUUAAAAUUGUUAUACUUGUAACAUGUCAAUUGGUUGAAAAUGUGUAUUUAUUUAUGUGCUGAAAAGUUAUGUACAAUGUUAUUUUAAAAAAAACCGUUUCCAUGUAUUAGGAUCAAUAAAGCAUCGUAUCUUAUAAAUGCGAAAACUUCCUGCGGGUUUAGUCGUGUCCAUUACACCGUGUGGUCAACCAACUUUUUUUUUAUGUUUCAAAAAGUUCGUUUGUUGCCUUCAGGCUUGGUUGUGUCAACUGUACAAUCUUCACAUGCAUAUUUUUUUUUCAGCAAAUGCUGUCCAAAAACGUUUUAAUUUCGUGUUGGAGCUUUGCCUUAUGAUACAUUUUUAUUUGGUAACGGCGAAAAGCCAAGUGAUAAAUAUCUCAAGCCGAGUAUAAUAUCCAAGCCACAUUUUUUUUUUAAUUAAGACAUUAUAAUAAUAGAAAAGAUCUUCACAAUGUCACGUUAGACCCAGGAGUCACGUUACCGAUGCGGUCUUUGCAGAUUCACGUUGAAGGCACUGUUCAAACUUAACGUGCCCCCCCCCCGAAAGAUUUUUAUCUCUUUCGUUAGGCUACACCAGCGGUUCUCAACCUGUGGGUCGCGACCCCUUUGGUCUUUCACGAGGGUCACCUAAGACCACCUCAAAACACAAAUGCUCUACAGUUAUAAGGUUUCAACAAAAUUAAUUUAGUGGUUUGGGGGUCGACACAACAUGAGGAGCUGUAGUAAAGGGUCGCGGCACAAGAAAGAUUGAGAACCACUGGGCUACACGAUUAAGCGACCUGAAAAAUUUUAGGAAUGCACGUAUUCGAGUGAUCCGUUUUAAUAAUUGUGUUACAACUAUAAGACGAUCCAACUACGGGACGAUACAAUUACAGAGCGCUGCAAACACAGGACGAUACUAUUACAGGACGAUGCUAAUAAAGGAUGGUAAAACUAUAGGCGAUGCGAUUACAGAAUGAUACUCUAUUAUACGACACAAUUACAGGACAAUACAACUAGAGAAGAUUCAACUAUAGACGAUGCAAUUACAGGACGAUACAAUUAUAGACCAUACAACGACAGGACAAUACAAUUAUAGACGAUAAAAACCCAUUUGAAAGCUGGUACCUUUAGUCCAUAAAAGUUUUAAUCGUCCAGUCAAAUUAAAGGUUUAAAAGGCCAGAUAUUACUACUUUCAAAUGAAUACAUUGUGUGAAAAACACAUUUUUUUUUUAUCAUUCGGCUCACUCGAUCUUCACCCAUAAAUUAUAGAAAAGUAAAAAGAUGGAGUGACUACGACUUAAAUUUCGGAUCAAGAUAACACAACUUUUAUAAAGUAACAUUUGCAAUUGUAAAAUCAUUUAAAUUAACUUCGUUUUUGUGUGUUGAAGGCAAAAAUCAUCAGACUGCUCAUUAAAUCACUUUCCGUAAACCUAUCGAGCUGAAACUUGGCACAUACAUUAUUUUCCGAACACAACACAUAUUGUCAAAUUUUCAGACCCGACCCCCACAGCCCACCCAAUUGCUCCCUCAUCCCCUUGCGGACCUACAUGAAGGUUGUGUUAUCAGUAUCUGGGGAAUUCGAUAUAUGUGUACAUAAAUAUGCAUGUACAAACACAUUUGUAGGUUAAAAACAUUCGUACUCGGAAUUUACAACUUAGAAAAUUAUUUUUCAGAAGCAUUUACAAUUUUAAAGAUAUUUCCGUUCAUGAAUUUUUGAAAACGUUAAAUCGGUUAAAUCUGUGCUGUCACCGCAACGUUAAUGAGAAGACGCGAUGACUCUCACGUUAUUGUGGCACAGCUCUUUAUUGAACUCAACUGGUCAGCUUGGCUUUUUUUUUGUGUUUAAUCUCUUCAUGAAUUAUUUAAAUUCCCUUUUUUUUUUUUUAAAGACCAAUCCAUCUGGAAUAACGAGGCAAUUGAAAAGACAAUUUGAUUCUUCAAAUAACGAGACAAUUGAAAAGACAAUUUGAUUCUUCAUGAGCGGGUUAUUUCAUCUGGGUCAAGGGUUCUCACAUAUUCCUAAUAUGCGGGAAAAAUUGUUUUAAAAACACUUUUAACAAAUUUCCCUUAUGUACUGAAUGUGCGAUCAGAUGAUGCUCUGAAUGUGUGAUUAGAUUUUACACUUAAUGUACGAUCAGAUGUUGCACUGAAUCUGCGAUAAAAUGGUGUGCUCAUUGUGCGAUCAAAUUUUAUUUUGAAUGUGCAAUCAAAUGCUUUGUUGAAUGUCUGAAUAAAUGGUGUGUUGAAUGUGCAGUGCGAUCAAAUGUUGUGCUGAAUGUGCAAUCAAAUGAUGUGCUGAAUGUGCAAUCAAAUGAUGUGCUGAAUGUGCAAUCAAAUACUGUGCUGAAUGUUCAAUCAAAUAUUGAGCUGAAUGUGCGAACAAAUAUUCUGCUGAAGGUGCGAUCAAAUUUUGAGCUGAAUGUGCGAUUAAAUGUUGAGCUGAAUGUGUAAUCAAAUGUAGAGCUGAAUGUGCGAAUAAAUGUUGAGCUGUAUGUGCGAUUAAAUGUUGUGCUGAAUGUGCGAUCAGAUGUUGUUCUGAAUAAGCAAUCAAAUGUUGUAUUGAAUAUGCGAUCAAAUGUUGUGCUGAAUGUAUGAUCAGAUGUUAUGCUGAAAUUGCGAUCAAAUUGUGUGCUGAAUGUUCCGUUGAAUGUUUGCUAAAUGUGCAGUCAAAUUUUGUACUGAAUGUGCGAUCAAAUGGUGUGCUGAAUAUUCGAUCAGAUGUUGUUCUGAAUAAGCUAUAAAAUGUUUGUCCUGGAUGUACAAUCAAUUGCUAUACUGAAUAUGCAAUCAAAUGUUGAGCUGAAUGUGCAAUCAAAUGGUGUGCUGAAUGUGCAAUCAAAUGGUGUGCUGAAUGUGCAAUCAAAUGGUGUGCUAAAUGUGCAAUCAAAUGGUGUGCUGUAUGUGCAAUCAAAUGGUGUGCUGAAUGUGCAAUCAAAUGGUGUGCUGAAUGUGCAAUCAAAUGGUUUGCUGAAUGUGCAAUCAAAUGGUGUGCUGAAUGUGCAAUCAAAUGGUGUGCUAAAUGUGCAAUCAAAUGGUGUGCUGUGUGUGCAAUCAAAUGGUGUGCUGUAUGUGCAAUCAAAUGGUUUGCUGAAUGUGCAAUCAAAUGGUGUGCUGUAUGUGCAAUCAAAUGGUGUGCUGAAUGUACGAUCAAAUGUUUUGCUAAAUGUGCAAUCAAAUAUUGUACUGAAAGUGUGAUCAAAUAUUGUGCUGAUUGUGUGAUCAAAUGGUGUGCUGAAUGUGCAAUCAAAUGUUGUACUAUAUGUGCGAUCACAUGUUUUACGGAAUAUGUGAUCAGAUGUUGCACGGAAUGUAUGAUCAAAUGCUGCACGGAUUGUGUGAUCAGAUGCUGCACGGAUUGUGUGAUCAGAUGCUGCACGGAAUGUGCGAUAAAAGGAACACUUUAAUAGUAGUUCAUGUAUUUCAAUAAUCCCGAUGCAUUUGAUAUUCAUAAAAAGUUGGGUGUGUUUGUGUGUAUUGUACGUGUGUAUGGUGGGUGUGUGGUGGUUUGAAUAGUAAAAAAAAAAUCUAACGAACGUCAUAUACUAGGUGGCCGAGUAGUCUAAACUGAGUCAAUCUAAACAAGGGUUAUGGUCUGAAGUUUAAUCCCCACCUAAGAUUAGAUCAGCGAAAAAAUAUCACCAUCUCCCCUGUUUGGAUGUGGCCCGUUAGCUUUGAAUGGCAAAUCAUCUCAGGGAAGGAAAGCUCCGUUUGGCUGUGGCCCGUUAGCUUUGAAUGGCAAAUCAUCUCAGGGAAGGAAAGCUCUGUUUGGAUGUGGCCCGUUAGCUUUGAAUGGCAAAUCAUCUCAGGGAAGGAAAGCCCCGUUUGGCUGUGGCCCGUUAGCUUUGAAUGGCAAAUCAUCUCAGAGAAGAAAAGCCCCGAAUUGGGAAACCCGGAAAUCCGUAAUAGGAUACCAUUGUUUCAACCCCAGCAACCCAUGCGACGCUGCUGGCGCCAAGCUGUAAACAUCUACGCGUUUUUCCUUUGGGUUACCCGGGGGCUUGGAGAGAGGCCUUGGCAUUGGAUGAUAUAGGCAAGGACGAGGGAAUGAGGCUGACGAAUCGAGCAGCUCUACCCCCCCCCCCAAGUUAAACAAAUUACAGCUCGAGAAAAUGGCUGCUACUCUGUUCGAAAAUUACCUUGGUCAUAUUCAUGUGCGAAUGACGAGCAACUGAUAUACAUAUAUAUAUGACUUAUAUAUAAUACAAGUCGAGACUGACAUGUGUUCGAUUCAUGGGUUUAUUUUGGAUCUAGAAAUGUCAAAGAACUUGAUCUAUCUAAAACCUGAUGUCAUGCUUUGUGUAAUGAAUUUUUUUUUUCUUUUUUAAUUUAAUAAUCGUUCUUUGAUAAUAAAAUUGAUUAUAAAAUUGAUCAUACAAUUGAUCAAACAAUUGUUUAUAAAAAAAGAACUGUGUAAUUGAUUAUAAGAUUGAACAUAAAAUGGAUAGUAAAAUUGAUUAUAAAACGGAUUUUAAAAUUAUAAAUCUUAAGGUUAUAAAACUGAAAAUAAAAUUAUUUAUAAAAUGGAUUGAACGAUUAAUUAAAAGAUUAAUUAUAAAAUUGAUUUUUAUAGUUAAUGGAAAGCUGUUCCGUUUUCCAGCUACCAAGGUCCAAGAUCAUGUGCUGCCAAAUUCUGGUCGAGAUGGAACAUCUUCAAAGUGCUGCUUCUGCUCUGUGUCGCUGGAUUCGCCUUCACCUAUCUGGCGGUCACGUGAGUAAACUUGGCAGUCACUGUGUACAUAAACGAUUGUGGGGAUUUAAACAUAAUCUUGAUAUUUACCGCAAACUGCAGUCGAUAAACUUGUCAAAUAAGAAUACAUUAGUAAGAGAUUUGUCCCGAUAAUUAGGACUAGUGUCAAUUUAAAAAAAAAAAUGAAAAUUCGAUUAUCCAAUAACUUGAAAUAAAUUCACAUAUAAAAAGUAAUGAAUAUUCGAUUAUCAACUAAACUGAAAUAACUUCACACAUUAAAAAAAGGGAAUAUUCGAUUAUCAACUAAACUGAACAACUUAAAAUAUACUUUUUAAUGAAUAUAUGAUUAUCAACUAAAAUGAAAUGAACUAACAAUUUUUUUUCUUUUUCUUCAGACCGUAUUCGAAUCAGGGCUUAAUUUUGGAACCUGACAAUAUUCCAGAGCCCAUAACUGCACGGAAAACAUAUUCACCUGGUGCCAACGAUAAUACACCCACUUCUCUGAGCGGUCUCUCCACGACAGCUACUACCCAACUUGAAAUUAAUGAAACUGAACACCUUUCGCCAAGUCAAGCUACAACCGCUUUCUUUGGUGACAUUUCAAGUCUAGCUACAGUCGCUUCAUUUGGUGACAUUUCAAGUCAAGCUACAUCCGCUACAUCCGCUUCAGUAACGGAAAUUUCAAGUCGAGCUAGAACCGUUCCCUUGGGUGACAUUUCAAGUCUCGCUAGAGCAGUUUCAUUUGGUGACAUUUCAAGUCUAGCUACAGCAGCUUCAGUAACGGAUCCAUCUACAACUGUUUCCGUGGCUGCAGAAAAAUCAAAUGUAAAUACGAAAACCUCAGUGAGGGAAAUUUUAAGUCCAGUUACUAUCGGUACCGCUGGAGAACUUCCAGCAAAAGAGUCGACAGCAACCUACUCUUCUGUCUACCCAACAUCAGUUUUGUCCGCAACAACCGAAAAAUCAGCAUCAGAUACCACUUCCAUUCGCUCUACGACAGAGGGCUCUACAAAUAUUAACAAUGCGUUAAGCAUUUCAACAGCCUCAAGCCCCACUGCUGAAGGUGCUUCUCUAAGUCCAUCGGGUUUGACUGAUUCACCAGCAGAAAUUCCAACUGUUUACACCGAGUCAACGGCACUUGAGGUGACGAGUGCUGCUACGGCUGCCUCAUCCGGAAACGUCCAGCCACUGUACGUCACAUCGGCCUUCACCGGAAGACUGGGCAAUCAAAUGUUUAUCUAUGCAGCUCUGAUCGGAAUCGCCCGAGCUCAGAACAGGACGGUUUUCAUCAAGAGCGGGACGGACUUGGAGGCCACGUUUCAAAUUACUCACCUUAACGACAGCAUAGACUCGACCGGGUGAGUGGUUGGGAUAAUUUAAUAUUGUGGAUUUAUUGGGACCGGGUGAGUGGUUAGGAUAACGAAAUAUUGGGGAUGUAAUGGGAUUGGUUGAGGAGUGGUUAGGGUAAUUUAAUAUUGUGGAUUUAAUGGGACUUGGUGAGCGGUUAGGAUAAUUUAAUAUUGUGGAUGUCAUGGGACUGGGUGAGUGGUUAGGAUAAUUUAAUAUUGUGGAUUUAAUGGGACUGUGUGAGCGGUUAGGAUAAUUUAAUAAAGCGCUUAGAGCUUUAUGAUAAACGCUAUAUAAAAAUGCCUAAAUAAAUAAAUAAAUAAUAUUGUGGAUUUAAUGGGACCGGGUGAGUGGUUAGGAUAAUUUAAUAUUGUGGAUUUAAUGGGACUGGGUGAGCUGUUAGGAUAAUUUAAUAUUGUGGAUUUAAUGAGACUGGGUGAGCUGUUAGGAUAAUUUAAUAUUGUGGAUUUAAUGGGACGAGUGAGUGGUUAGGAUAAUUUAAUAUUGUGUAUUUAAAAGGACCGAGUGAGCGGUUAGGAAAAUUUAAUAUUUUGGAUGUAAUGGGAUGGGGUGAGUUCUUAAGAUAAUUUGAUAUUGUGGAUAUAAUGGGAUUGGAUGAGUGGUUAGGAUAAUGUAACAUUGUGGAUUUAAUGGCAUUUGGACGAGGAGUUUUUUGGAUAAUGCAACUUUGUGGAUGUAAUGGGAUUGGGUGAGAAGUUGUUUAGGAUAAUGUAACAUUGGGGAUGUAAUGGGAUUGGCUAAUGAGCGGCUUAGGAAGAUGUAACAAUGUGGAUGUAAUGGGAUUGGGUUAAUGUUUAGGAUGUAGCUUGACUUGCUGAAGGUUUGCCACUGAGCGAUGGCUGAGAUUAAGAAUUUGGCCGGUUUGCCACUGAACGAUGGCUGACAUUAAGAAUUUGGCCGGUUUGCCACUGAGCGAUGGCUCAGAUUAAGAAAUUGGCCGGUUUGCCACUGAUCGAUGGCUGACUUUAAGAAUUAGGCCGGUUUACUACUGAACGAUGGGUGAGAUUAAGAAUUUGGCCGGUUUGCCACUGAACGAUGGCUGAGAUUAAGAAUUUGGCCGGUUUACCACUGAACGAUGGCUGAGAUUAAGAAUUUGGCCGGUUUGCCACUGAACGAUGGCUGAGAUUAAGAAUUUGGCCGGUUUACCACUGAACGAUGGCUGAGAUUAAGAAUUUGGCCGGUUUACCACUGAACGAUGGUUGAGAUUAAGAAUUUGGCCGGUUUGCCACGAAACGAUGGCUGAGAUUAAGAAUUUGGCCGGUUUACCACUGAACGAUAGCUGAGAUUAAGAAUUUGGCCGGUUUACCACUGAACGAUGGCUGAGAUUAAGAAUUUGGCCGGUUUACCACUGAACGAUGACUUAAAUGAAAAAUGGGGGCUCCAUUAAAAUAAUGAGGGCCGUUUAUCAGAUCAGAUGCCGACCAAAAAGGAAACAAUUUUUGGGAAUUCCCGACAAAAUCUUUGUCAAAACAGCAUCGCAUAGAUCAGCUUCAGAACUUGUCAUCAUUCAUUUAUUUAAUCUUACAUUUUUAUGUUUUGCAUCUUUUUUUGUUAAAUUUAUAUUUACAAAUCUUUUUUUUAAUCCUCUCUUCGUUCCUCAAGGUGGGAAAAUGAAGGUGAGGCCCAUUAUGCAACUUUUGACCCCAGGUUCAUGAACUUGACCCACGUGAAUAAAACCAUUAACGGAUAUUUCCAGUCAUGGCGCUACUUUCAUCACAAUCAGGACGAAGUCAGGAGCGAGUUCAAGUUCAAGGACGAGAUAUUCAGAAAAGCCCAGGAGCACUUGCAGAAAUUCAGAAACGAGAGCGGCGACAAUUUCCUGGUCGGGGUUCACGUGCGGCGUGGGGACUAUCUGAACGACAACAACGUCAAACUAGGAUAUGGUGUGCCGCAGGCCUCGUACUUCCACAACGCCUUCAAAACCAUUCGAGAGCUGUUCCGAGAUAAGAACUUCACCUUCCUGAUAGCCAGCGACGAUCUGACCUGGUGCAAGGAGAACCUCAAAGACCCGGACGUGAGGAUCGUGACGGAGGAGUCUCCCCUGGUCCACUUCGCGGUGCUGGCCAACUGUGAUCACGUGGUGCUGUCCGGAGGGACGUACGGCUGGUGGGCCGCCUGGCUCAGUCCCGGGGUCAAGAUCUACUACAGCAAGUUUGUGGUCAAUGGAUCGUGGCUGGAGGACGGCUUCACCCGAGAGGAUUACUACCCUCCCGGCUGGAUCGGGCUGGAUAACAUGGAUGCUCUGACUGGCCCCGCACCUGCUUCGGGCCUGUCCUAUUGAAAGGGCCCAAACGUUGCGUUUUGUGUGGAGACAUAAUCUAAAUAGAGCAUUUAAAUUGGAUAGAAUAACUAAUUAACAACAACAAAAAAUGUAAAAAGGUAUGCCGGGCUCUUCGAAAGUCACGUGAUGGCUCUGUAUGGAUAUGCCAUCACAUUUUUCGACUACUUUAUUAGGACAAUCCCGUCGAAGGUUGGCUAAAAAUUAUUUGUCGUCAACAUAGAUUAUCAAUCCCUUGUAAGUGGUAAACAUAGAUUAUCUGUCCCUUGUAAGUGGUAAACAUAGAUUAUCUGUCCCUUGUAAGUGGUAAACAUAGAUUAUCUG